AUGGCAGUGACGAUCUGCCUCGCUUCUGUGUUCCCAGUGUUAUCGGCAGCGAUUGAGAACCCAUACGCGCAUCUCGUUGCGGAACACGUCUCGGGCUCGCUCGACGUUGACUUGGGCUACGCCAGCUAUCGAGGCUCCUACAACAGCACGACUGAGCUGAAUUCUUGGCUUGGGGUCCGUUUCGCUGAAGCCCCCAUCAACAAGCUCCGGUGGCAGAAGCCUGUCCCUCCCAAGUCAAAGUCAGACCGAAAUGAACCGAUCGAGGCCGAUACUUAUUCGAAAGCCUGUCCUCAAAGCCCUUUGGGCUCGAUAGGUGACAACCCGUUCGAAGUCUCUUCAACGCAAAGCGAGGACUGCCUAUUCCUCAACGUUUGGGCUCCGCGCAAUGCAACUAACCUACCUGUUCUGGUUUGGAUUCACGGUGGUGGUUAUGGAGAAGGGUCUACUAGUGGGUAUCCAAUGGAGUCUUUGGUAGACACGACCGGGCACAGGUUCAUUGCGGUUUCUAUCCAAUAUCGGCUUUCUGCUUUUGGUUUCCUUUCAUCAGAGGAAGUGAAACAAUCUGGAACUCCGAAUGCCGGUUUGUAUGAUCAGCUUUUGGCUCUGCAGUGGGUGCAGCGGUACAUCAAACUUUUCGGUGGUGAUCCUUCAAAUGUGACUAUUUUCGGGGAGUCGGCCGGUGCUGGGUCGGUGAUGCUUCUUUCCAUGGCAUACGGUGGCACGUUGGGCACAUCCCUGUUCCAAAAUCUCAUCGCAGCAAGUCCGUAUCUUCCGAUGCAGCAUGACUAUGCCGGAGCUGUGCCCUCUAAGCUGUACCACGAGCUUGCUGCUUCGGCUGGGUGUAUUGAGGACGUUGAUGAUAAGCCUGCAAACACGUCUAUCUUUGAAUGUUUGGUCGGUAAAGAUACUGAAACUCUGCAAAAUGCUAGUUACACCAUCAGUGUCACAGGUAAUUAUGGACAAUGGGCUUUUCUCCCAGUGACCGAUCACAGUCUUAUCCAGGAGUUACCUAGCGAGCAGCUCUUGAAGAAACAAGUCAAUGGCAAGAGGAUGCUUGUUGGGAACAAUGCUGAUGAAGCCCCGCGGUUCACUCCACCAACCAUCAACACACAAGAUGACUUCGAGGGGUUCAUUCGAUAUCUUUUCCCGCAGUUUAAGGAAGAUGAAAUUGAAAAAACACUGCUGCACUACCCAUCUACAACUGAUCCGGUGGACAAAAACGCAACUCGCUUUGCCACUACAGGGACCGGAGAGCCGACUGCGCUGAAUAUGAGUGCCUUUGCAAGUGGUCAACAGCAGAGGGCAUUUAAUCUUUAUUCAGAGGUCACCUUUGUCUGCCCGGCUUACUGGAUGGCGGAAAGUUUUAGCGAGGAAAACAGGACAAGUCACUUUUACCAGUACUCGAUUCUACCGACGGAGCAUGGUGCCGAUGUCAAUGCCUAUUUUGGCCCCCUUCCAGAUACAAUGUCGCCGGAGUUUCAAGUUGCCAUGAGAUCAUUUUUAAACAGUUUCAUCGUCACAGGUAAUCCCGGGAAGCUCAUAAACUCGACCAUUUCCGACGAGGUUGCAAAGGUCUUGAAGGCAUGGCCUGAGUAUAGCCUCCGUGAGUCGACCCUUAUGAAUAUGAAUCAAACCGGUGGUCAUCCAGUCGACAUUUUUCUCCCAGACAUUGGAUCUGCUCCGCCAUUUGAAGAUAUACCUGCUCGAGAUUACAACGUCACUCUUUACAAGGGGUCAGAUAUGCAGCCCAAAUUCAACCUGGCCGAUGCGUAUUCCUGGGAGGGCGGACGCGGAAAACGCUGUGACUUUUGGCGGAGUAUGGGCUCUCUAGUACCAAUGUAA
Messenger RNA from Aspergillus wentii DTO 134E9, 1842 nucleotides. RefSeq names its product putative carboxylesterase. The transcript has 10 exons. Lineage: Eukaryota; Fungi; Ascomycota; Eurotiomycetes; Eurotiales; Aspergillaceae. Gene Ontology annotation, molecular function: hydrolase activity. The record is from RefSeq and is a predicted model, not a curated record. The coding region runs from base 1 to 1842 and encodes 613 amino acids.